UCCAACUAGAAAUGAAUUGUCACUUUCACAGGAGGAAUACAGCGCAACUUCUGCGGGCAGUCACUCCUUAGAAGAAGAAAACUGUAACAUUGAGAAGAAAUACGAAGAUCUUAAAAGGCAAUUAGAAAAGAUGGAGAUUGAAAAUAAAGAACUUGCUUGUCAGCUCAAAAAGGAAGAUGAGAGUCUGCAGUGCAGUCAAUUGCAGCUUGAAGAGAAAAUUGCAGAAUAUAAUGGAUUAACCAGACAACUGGAAUCGGCUUUGGAAGAAGGGAGAAAAAUGGUGGCUGAAGAACUGGAAAAGAUGUCAUGCAGAGAACAAGCCCUUCAGACAAAGAUGCUGUUUCUUGAGGCUGAAGUGAGAGAGGGGCAAGAAAGGAAAAACCAACUCCACUGCAUAUUUCACCACGUGAGUAAAUAACACUGCUUAUGACUUCAGGAAUUACUACAUCAGCACUU
This is a messenger RNA of Pezoporus flaviventris, 456 nucleotides long. RefSeq names its product protein BCAP-like. The coding region runs from base 131 to 418 and encodes 95 amino acids. The record is from RefSeq and is a predicted model, not a curated record. Gene Ontology annotation, biological process: negative regulation of cilium assembly. The transcript has 3 exons. Lineage: Eukaryota; Metazoa; Chordata; Aves; Psittaciformes; Psittacidae. Gene Ontology annotation, cellular component: centrosome; ciliary basal body.